This is a messenger RNA of Trametes versicolor FP-101664 SS1, 1368 nucleotides long. RefSeq lists its product as uncharacterized. NCBI's taxonomy places the organism in Eukaryota, Fungi, Basidiomycota, Agaricomycetes, Polyporales, Polyporaceae. The coding region runs from base 1 to 1368 and encodes 455 amino acids. The record is from RefSeq and is a predicted model, not a curated record. The transcript is spliced from 3 exons. Gene Ontology annotation, molecular function: protein binding.
AUGUCCACACAGGCGGGGUUGCUUUGGCUCGACGAUGACGCUCUCCUCGCCAUCUUCUCCUUCCUCUACGGCAAGGACGCCCUCAGCGUUGCGCUUACAUCUAAACGUCUGCACGACCUCGCUAUUCCUCGGUUCGCUGCGGUUGCCUGUUGCGUGUACUUCCAAUCCUUCCUGCCGCUCUACGACUACAUGCUAAAGGGGAAGCAGCCGCGUGUUCAAUACCUAGAAGAUCUAACUCUACUGGAGGUCACCCGGAGUACCUCCAGUUUUACUGCGGCCAGAGACGCGAAGGAUAUAGCAACGGAUGUGCUAAUCGGUGACCUCAUAACGAGUGCGAAGAACCUGCGCCGUCUCGCAUUAUCCCAGCUACGGUGGCUGCUUGAAGACUCGCGCGUGGGCAACGCCAUCGCGACUAUGCCGAAACUGGUCGUCGUCUCCCUACAUGAUGUCGACGGUCGUACGCUGGAGCUCUUGUCCAUCAUGAACGGGUCUCUUGUGGAGCUCAGGCUCGACUACACCUGGACAGCACCCCAGUCAGCCGCUACCGACAUCACUCUAUUCGACGUGCUUGCGAGACACACGCGGCUUCAAAUCCUCCAGCUACGUUGCUUCAUGCCAUCUGCAGAUUUCAGGCUCACUUCCUUCUCCGUGAAGGCGCAAUUUCCAUCCCUCCGCCGUCUCCAUAUCGCAGAAACCACGAACGCUGCAUUCGAUUUUCCACACUUCUUUCCGCAUCUGUCCAUUCUGUCCUUCACUCUGGACCACUGCACACGGCCAAUGCCCAACCUAGACGACUCCCUCCUAUGGCCCCCGCUGCAGGAGCUGUACCUCGAGCGCAUCACGCUCGCUUGCUGCGUGCAAUGCCGCGUUGGCCAGGUCGACAAGGUCGGGAUCCUAUGGUACCUAGCACCACGCGAUACGCGCGAUCUGCAAGAAUAUCUGCCCGCUAUUCUUCGCACCGCAUCACCCAUCACCCUAGCCCUCAGCGUUACCUAUGUGUCGAGAGUCAUCGGACUGCUCGCACCCACACUGGUGGCCCUGCCCCGGCUAAGGCGCCUCGAACUCUCGAUAUCCCUAAACAGACCGGAUAUAGAAGACGACGCCGAAACGUGGCUGGUCGCGCUCCUCGCGCUCCUGAGCCAACUCCGCCUAACGAGCCUGGUCAUCGCGUUCACCACAGUCAGCCCCCCGUUCUUCGACGAUCCAACAUCAAUUGUCGACCGAUCUGAAGAGGAGUCUCGCGAGAGCAAGCGGGUGCAGUUGGAAUGCGAGAAGCGGCGGAUGAAGAUCGCGUGCCAGCCAGGGACCGUCUCGAUUGGCAUCAACGUUGGUGGCGGGUUGACGAAAACGGAGGGCUGGAAUUUCUGA